Molecule: messenger RNA, 831 nt
Organism: Opisthorchis viverrini
Lineage: Eukaryota; Metazoa; Platyhelminthes; Trematoda; Opisthorchiida; Opisthorchiidae
Exons: 4
Coding region: 1-831 (276 amino acids)
Source: RefSeq, a predicted model, not a curated record
AUGCGUCCGGUAACCAGCGAUGUUCACUUUUUACUUGAAGGCUAUGAUGCGUCCGAUGGUGUCGUAGAGGAUGAAAACGAUACACCCACAAAUUUCUCAACGAAAUCCACUUCCAGAGUCGGCGACUUGCCGUCUGGACCGGGCUACUGGUGUGUGAAGGCCAAAGUCAGAAUGGUAUAUAAACUGGUGCCGGGCUACAAAUGGUCAUUUCUCGCUUGCUCCGUUUGCGGUCCGGGUGCCCACGCCAUGUGGAACGCCGCCAGCACGGUUUUAACGACGAUACGGCCCAUUUUCCUGAGCGGAGUACCUCAUAAAGUGGAUUGUUGUCAAAUUUUAACCAAUCAGAAUAGGGAUGACGCCGCAAGUCGCGUGAUCGCAGCCACUUCCGAAGCCAUGGCAGACGAAGUUCAAAGCCGAAUGUGCGCCAAUAAUUUUCAAAUGACAUCGAUUAAAACAAAUCGUAAUAAAAUGACGACAGAUGAGGGGGGUUUUCAGUCUACGCACAUAUGCAAAGAAGUGAACAUUUUGACGUUAAAGUUUCUAUUUCGGCCGCAGGGGUUUUGCAGAAAAAUACAUUGUGCUUCUAGCCGCUGGCGUCGAGACCAGGAAAUAUCCGUAACCCUGAUGAUUGAUCAACUCGCCCGAGUAGUGGAUCGGAAACGCCAGCCAGGCCGUUUGAAGACCAACACUGUUUUCAUCGGUGUCAAGCGUGGUUCCUGUAGCCCACGUUCCAGUGCAACCUUCCCGUCAAAGGAAGAUGGGAUACAGAGUUUCUCACCUGGUUGCUAUCCUCAUCUGAUUCAGCAAGACCAUCAACCGGACGAAUUCUAA